AUGAUUUAUUAUCAAUUUUACAACUAAAUUAGUAAUUGAGAACUUACGGAAGUGAUCUACCAAACAAACAAUCGUGCUUGUGUGUACAGAAAAACCAAAAUUUAUGUUGUUUUAAACUGAGUGUUCGUUUGCAUCUCGUUUGGAUUAUGGAAAAUGUUACUGCGACCGCAACAGCAGCCACCAUACGACAGCAACAACAACAAUUACAACAGCAUCAACAGUUGCAGCAACACCAUCAAGAGCAACAGCAACAACAUGAACAUCAGCAGCAAUUUUGCUUGCGUUGGCACAAUCAUCAGACCAGUCUUCUGAGCACACUGCCAGUGCUAUUGGAUCAAUCACAUCUGACUGAUGUCACCAUCUCGGCCGAGGGGCGUACUUUGCGUGCGCACAGAGUUGUGCUCAGCGCAUGCAGCACUUUCUUUCUGGAGCUCUUUCGUACACUGGACACCACCAGCCAUCCAAUUAUUAUUAUACCCGGCGCUUCGUUUGCAGCAAUCGUGGCGCUACUCACAUUCAUGUACUCCGGUGAGGUUAAUGUGUAUGAAGAGCAGAUACCGAUGUUGCUUAAUCUGGCAGAGACUUUAGGCAUUAAAGGGUUGGCAGAUGUGCAAAAUAAUUUACAGAAAGCAAAUAGACGCGCUGCAACAGCACCACCGGCGCCACCACCUCCCGCGCAUGACUUCUUGGACGCCUUACGUAAAGAAGAGACGGACACACCGCCUACGCCACCCUCCCCACCAGCAGCACCAAUGACUUCCAUGGCACCGCCCACGUUGCCACCACCUUUAGCCUCCACCGUACCACCGCCAAGCGCGCAGUUACCUUUACUCUCCGCCGCCACAGUGCCGAACGCAUUCAAUUCAACGCUACUCGGCAGCAAGCUUCCCACACCGCUGGAGAGCUUGUUUCUCAAGUCCUUGCAGUUUUAUCCGAACUUGCUGCCGCAGCCACUAAAUUUCUCACAAACAGCGCUGAAUAAGACAAAUGAAUUGCUGGCUAAAUACCAACAGCAAUGCAACAGUUUGUACCAGGAUGCGCUGAGUUUAUCCGCCAAGGAGACUUCACCAGCAUACACCGCUGAUGACUAUGCUCCAACUGGUCAGGUGUUUAGUGGCGCGUUGGAUGAGGCUGCCGUUGGUUAUGGCGCUGCUAAGCGUUUCUGUUUGGGUGAAAAACAGCGCACAUUGAGCUUAUCAACGGCGCAGGCGCAAAUGACGCAUCUACAUUAUCCGCAUCAACAGCCACAUGUACCGUCACCACAAGCGCACAUGCAACACACGUUAACACAUACACAAACGAGUUCACCACAACAAAAAGACAUCAAACGUAUUGAUAAGAUUGUCGAAAAUUUACGGAAAACGCCAACAGUCGGCGAAAGUGGCUUGUUGGGCACAAGCUGUGCGCCACAGUCACUUCAGCAGCAGCGUCAAUCACCGCUACAACAGCACCAAAGCCUACAUGGUCAACUCCAGACGCCGUCGCUGAGCGUGAAGACGUCAUUGGGCGGUAAUUACACGCCUACCUUGCAAUCACCACAUUUGAGUGGGCACAAAUCAACCUGGUCUUUGUCUGCGACAGCAACUUGCGGUACGACGCAGAGUCAAUUACAGCAGCACCAACAACACGCACACGCUAUGCCUUAUUUGAGCGCAGAGGAGCAGGUGGCCAAGCUGCAGCAACAAAUCGAUCAGUUUGCUAGCUGUAGCCGCAGCGCUGCACCAACUGCAACCACAGCAACAGGCGUCGGUAGUAGUGAGCUUAAAGCUAACGCGCAGUCCGAUACGCUGACUACACAGACAGAGAAGCCACCUACUGGCUCAGCACAUGCGACGCACACGCCCAAUGCGCCGAACACAAGUCCACAGCAGAAACCACCGUCCAAUUCAAAGUUGUAUGCGACUUGCUUCAUAUGCCACAAACAACUCAGCAAUCAAUACAACUUGCGUGUGCAUCUAGAAACCCAUCAGAAUGUACGUUAUGCUUGUAAUGUGUGCUCGCAUGUGUCGCGCAGUAAGGACGCUUUGCGUAAGCACGUCUCUUACCGUCAUCCCGGCGCGCCCUCACCCUGCGAAUCGGAAGCGCGUCGCAAACGUGCCUCUAAAGCGGCCAAUGCGUCACCGCCGGUCAUUACCGUCACCACGCCAACAAGUGCUGGUAAUUCAAGCAGCGGCAGCGCGACACCCACCUCACCCGCCGCUGCUGUCAGUGCACCAUUUCAAUUGAAUCCCCUCAAUACGAUUGCCACGUCAGCUGCGGGCACAACGGCCACCUCAAGCGGCACUGGCGGCAGUACGUCUGCUUUGAACGCGGAAGCGCAAAUGGUGGCGGCAGCACAAUUGAGUUCCGCGUAUAUGUUUCUACCAAAUCAAUUUCACUUAGCGGCUGCAGCAGCUGCUGCAGCACAACAACAACAGCAACAACAACAACAAUUGCAUAAUGCCAUAGAUGCUACGAAUACAGCAGCAGGGGUUGCAGCUUUAAGUUUUGCCACAACUUCGGCAACAUCUGCGCCAACUACCACGACUGCAGCGAAUGGUGAAGAUAGUGCUGCCGGCUUAUUGGCAGGCGGUAUGCAUAUAAAACGUGAACCCAGUCCAACUAUAAGCAGUCCAGGGGUGAGGCAACAAAUUAACAGCAAUAAUAAUAGCCUUAGCGGCGGAACGGAUAUGAGUCCAACAAAUAUGCCUUAAUAAAAGUGUUUGCAGUACAUACUUUAAGACACACUAAACACUUUUUAGCGCACUUUUUCCACCACUUACUAACUUAUUUCUAUCUAUGUUAAUUAUGUCGCAAUUUUAUUAGCAUUAUUAUUGCUUAUUUAGUAGUUAAAAAGCGGCUAUUAGACAUAAGUCCUUUAAAGACCUUUGAUUUCCGUCAAUCCCAUCGUUAGCCCCGGCUGUGAUAAUUAGUGAAAACCGUUUAACUUAAUUAUUUUAUUGGAGUUUAUGUUAUAACUUUUAGUUAUAUUUAUAGAAAAUAGCAAUCACUUAGCACCUACAUAAGUAUCGCCACUGACAUUCGAACAGUUGUCACUGUUUGUUGAAAUGUUUGCAGUUUUCAAAGUCAAAUAUUGGUACAUCAUAGGCUAGAUUACUUAAACUUUGCAGUUUUCAAAGUAAAAUAUCAGUAAAUCAUAGGCUAGAUUGCUUAAUGCCAGACUUUCUACAAGAAUUUAAGUUAUAUAGAUUUGAGCGCAACAAUAAAGCAGCACUUACCGAUAUUUUGCCCAAUUUGCUUUGCAGCCUACGAGUAGCAUAACAAACACUUGUGGAUUUGGUUAUUAACUCACUAUCUUUCACAUUAUUUCUGUAAACACUUUAUAUACACCACUUUUAAUUACCAAAAAGCACCGUAAAUGUGCUAAAACUCCACUUUUGCACACUUCUAACAGAGAAAUUAGCACUUGGGCCAAACUGCUUUGCCACUUCUUAAUGGCAGCAUGCUUCCUUAUGAAACAGUAGAAACACAUUGUGCACUCUAUACGUACACACUUCUUCUAUUUACGAUUUCACAUAAUUAAUUUGUUAAAAAAUACACUUUAGACACUUUUAGCAAAGAAAUUAACAACUUGUGCAAAUCUGUAGCGGCGCCUUCCAAAGGCGUGUGCUGGCAGCAGGCACACAUGCUUAUUGGCGUUAUUUCUUCACUACAUUUCAUAAUAUAUCUACUUAUUUGCAAUUAAUACACUACACUUUGUUUGUUAAUACACACCGCACAUUAAAUGAAACAUAUUUUCUCACUUUUAACAACAAAUUAACACUUUUCUAAGUACAUUGCAGAAGUAACGCCUUUUGACAGCUAAAGGAAGCGGAAAACUGUAAAUUAAAACAGUGCUGCCAUACGAGCAAGUGGUGACAUUUAAUUCGUCAGGGUAGCAUUUUCAUUAUAAAAAUUAGUUUAAA
This is a messenger RNA of Bactrocera tryoni, 3905 nucleotides long. RefSeq names its product chromatin modification-related protein eaf-1. Gene Ontology annotation, biological process: regulation of transcription by RNA polymerase II. Gene Ontology annotation, cellular component: nucleus. The record is from RefSeq and is a predicted model, not a curated record. Lineage: Eukaryota; Metazoa; Arthropoda; Insecta; Diptera; Tephritidae. Bases 147 to 2693 code for a protein of 848 amino acids. Gene Ontology annotation, molecular function: protein binding. The transcript is spliced from 6 exons.